GUUAUCCCGGUUGUGUCGUGUUACCAGCCUCACCGUGACGCUAACUAACCUUGUGGUACGCUAAGCAAAUAAACACGUCCUAGUAAGGAGGCUGUUCAGUGAGUCAGAUUACUUCCAGCAAAAACCUGACUGAGCGGAACUAUCUGAAUUCUCGGAGUCCAGCGUUCCUCUCCUCCCUCUUCUCUCAUCAGCCCUGCAGCACCUUGCCUACCUUGUCUGCCCCGAUCCCACUCCAGUCCCCCGCCGGUCGCCCCCACGUAAGCACCUGCUGCACCGCCUCCCAGCCAUGACCACCUUUACCUAUCUCCUAGUUGUGGUAGCAGUUGUAGCGGCACUGUCUGGCCGCGCCGAGUGUCGCCCGCAGACUCCGGAGACAAGAGAUGUGGAGGCGGUGGCUGGCAAUGACCAAAGGGACCAGCCUGUGUUCUAUAGUGAACACCAGUACGGAACCAUUGCCGGGGAGGUGACCACGAGCACAGGCAAUCUCUUCGUCGCUAAGCGCCAGAAGAAGAAGCCUCGCAGUGGUCCCAGCGUCUCCGCCCUGGUGGCUGGACCUCCUGAAGUCUCCGUCGGGGUGUCUGCUGGGCUCUCCCUGGUCCCCUCAGAAGCCAAGGUGGAGGUCGUUGCAGUGCGUUAACCACCCACCACAGCAUUUAUUUAGCCUAUAACCAAAGGCCCGUAUUUUGGAACGGCUUGGGUUCUCACUACGGCUAUUUUCAAAGGCCAUGCAAGUGAUUAAUUGGGUUUUCAUGGUUGUUUAUAUUCUUCAUUGAUGUAGAAUCCUUGUUAUGUUAAACACUCACUGGAAUCAAGAAAAACACCAUUGAAAACUCGGGUAACUUUCACUAGAGGCUGUUGAAAGUGGUCGAGAUAUUAUGCUGAAUUCAAACAUAUGAGAAAUAUGAUGCGAGGGUGAUAGACAGGCAAAAUGUAGUCUAUAAACAUGUCUGUAAUGUCCUCCUUGCUGCUGUUGUUGUUACAUGAAAUUAAAGAAAACAUCCACUGUG
Messenger RNA from Portunus trituberculatus (swimming crab), 1007 nucleotides. RefSeq lists its product as uncharacterized. NCBI's taxonomy places the organism in Eukaryota, Metazoa, Arthropoda, Malacostraca, Decapoda, Portunidae. The transcript is spliced from 3 exons. The record is from RefSeq and is a predicted model, not a curated record. Bases 287 to 637 code for a protein of 116 amino acids.